AUGUGGAAAUUCAACAAAAAGCUCGCCCGUCUUACUUACCGUCUUUAUUCAAGCUCAGGCCCAAGCUCGCCCCUUCAUGGGAAGAAGAAACUGCCGCAAAAUCUGAAAUUCGUCGUCUUGAACCCUACCCAAUCUGGGCUAGUGAAAAAUGAUCAGAAGCAGCCUAGACACAGGCCGUCUAAGAAACGUAGCCAUAAGGAAACUGGAGAUAACAACCUCGAUUUCGGCUCGAAACUCCUUGUCUUCGAAAAGCAGAAUUCACUAGAUUCCGCAUUGAACUCCAUCCGAUUGAAGAAACCGACAAGCGCCAGUCUGCCCUCCCUGGAAUACAAUGCCCUUCUCCAAUCGCUUACAUCAAGCUACAAUCGCUACCAACUGCGCGAGUUCAUCUCCACACAUCAGCCAGACUCCUCUUCACAUCUGACGCACUGGAAGAAAAGCAAGCUGUCCCAAUAUAUAAUUGAAAAAAUCUGGAAUUGCCAACCAAUUUCAACACCCACCACUCCCACAGGCAUCAAGUCCACAUCAUUGACUUUCCAGUUCGAUUCUCCUAGAGAAAUUUUCCUUUUACUCAUCACUCAAAAUGGUAAAAUACUCACCAACUUCAAUAAGCUCGGGCUGACAUUCAUCAUCUCCAUUCAGGAUAACGAAUUGACCGUCAAGGGUUCGCCUAGCUUGCUCAAAUACGCAGAAAUAUCCUUAAACAAAAUAUGGUCAAACAUCACUCAUGAAAAUGUGCGUAUGUAUUCCCUCAUGCCAUCAAAAGACGUCAUCAACCUUAUUCAGAAGGAAACUCACACUUUUUUUGAAUACCUCCCGGACUUGCAAAUGUACAAGAUUUCAGCCCUAAGCACCAAGAAAAUAUCCAUGGCCAAAGUCUUUUUAUUAAAUGCCGUCGCUUCUAAUCCUAACACAACUCAACACCACCACACAAUAGCCUCACCAGCACUCAAGACAGAACUCUAUCCGUUCAACAAUACUCUAGAGAACUUGGACUGGCUAAACAAGUCACAAGAUUGGGCAAGAUUACAGUCAGUUGUCCCUAAAAAUUGCACAGAUCUGAUGACUCCCACUGAAAACGCCACACCAGAAUUGACAGAUGCGCAGGUCAGCCAAUUCGAAUCUUCCUUGUCUAAAAAUAUACCAUCUCUCUCCCCUUCCGACUCUAUUUCCCAAUCUUUAUCAAUAACGCUAGGUCACUCCUUACAGUCCGCGUCUUUUUCUAGUAUUUUCCAACCUCUAAUACAUAAGAGUUUUAUUUCAAAAUUACUGAAUCUACCAAUGUACAAAGAAUCAUCAUCAUCAGCCGUACCUGUGCCUGUGCCUCUUGAUCAACAUCUAAUAACAAAUGCGCAUCAAUCCUUCAUACAGCUGAACUUCACUCCUGUGCCGCCCACCUCUGGCUCCUCCUCGUCCCCUUUUUUGCAGAUUUGGUUCGAGAUUGACGAAUUCGAUAACAUUGUUACCACCUCAAUGAGGCCUCUUUUGAAAUUACAAGAAAAUUCUGUUAUCUUAAGAACUCCACAAUGCCAGACAGACUAUAAGAUCACGUCAGAUUACAUUCAAGAUCUUUUACCUGAUUUCGACCAGACCAAUCCGGAUGCUUGGUUAUCUGAACAAAAAGGCCUCCAAGAAUUUCUUCUCAAGUCACACUGGAAGUUAAACAAAUAUCAGAAUCUUAUGAAAAAAAUCAACAUUUCUUUACCAGAUAACCUAAUACAGCAAUACCAAUUGACUGAUGUUUUGACCCAUCGUGUCUUGAAUUUACGAUUUCCUACGAACACUGCCCAAGAUGAUAAAUACAUCAUUCAAUAUUCAGAUAUCAGCCGCGGAUUUUUGAACAAUGGCUCCUACAGACAAUUAGAUUUCAUCAAUGUGAACCCCAGUGAAACCUCACUAAAAACCUUUAUCAAUGAUGUUUUAAGCUUUUAA
Messenger RNA from Saccharomyces cerevisiae S288C, 1932 nucleotides. RefSeq names its product Sls1p (gene SLS1). NCBI's taxonomy places the organism in Eukaryota, Fungi, Ascomycota, Saccharomycetes, Saccharomycetales, Saccharomycetaceae. The coding region runs from base 1 to 1932 and encodes 643 amino acids. The record is from RefSeq and is marked reviewed. The transcript has a single exon. Gene Ontology annotation, cellular component: mitochondrial inner membrane.